GUGCUGUAAGGGCUCGGGGCUGACGCGGGGUAAUUCCUCUCCUGCAAUAACUUUGGGAUGCAAGUAUGCACUUUUUUCAGUAGAAGAUGGUAAACUUGGAGAAUGACCAUGGAGAAGGGGAUGAGUUCUGGAGAAGGGCUGCCUUCCAGAUCAUCUCAGGUUUCAGCUGUUAAAAUAACAGCCAAAGAGUUGGAAACAAAGCAGUCCCAUAAAGAGAAGCGAGGGGGCUUUGUGUUGGUGCAUGCAGGUGCAGGUUAUCAUUCGGAAUCCAAAGCCAAGGAAUAUAAACAUGUAUGCAAACGAGCUUGUCAGAAGGCAAUUGAAAAGCUACAGGCUGGUGCUCUUGCAACAGAUGCAGUGACUGCUGCUCUGGUGGAACUUGAGGAUUCUCCGUUUACAAAUGCAGGAAUGGGAUCUAAUCUAAAUCUCUUGGGUGAAAUUGAGUGUGAUGCCAGCAUAAUGGAUGGAAAAUCCUUAAAUUUCGGAGCUGUUGGAGCACUGAGUGGAAUCAAGAACCCAGUCUCAGUUGCGAACAGACUCUUGUGUGAAGGGCAAAAGGGCAAGCUCUCGGCUGGCCGAAUUCCUCCCUGCUUUUUAGUUGGAGAAGGAGCCUACAGAUGGGCAGUAGAUCAUGGAAUACCCUCUUGCCCUCCUAACAUCAUGACCACAAGAUUCAGUUUAGCUGCAUUUAAAAGAAACAAGAGGAAACUAGAGCUGGCAGAAAGGGUGGAAACAGAUUUCAUUCAACUAAAGAAAAGAAGACAAUCAAAUGAAAAGAAUGACUCAGGCACUUUGGACACAGUGGGCGCUGUGGUUGUGGACCAUGAAGGGAAUGUCGCUGCUGCUGUCUCCAGUGGAGGCUUGGCCUUGAAACAUCCAGGGAGAGUUGGGCAGGCUGCUCUUUAUGGAUGUGGCUGCUGGGCUGAAAAUACUGGAGCUCAUAAUCCCUACUCCACAGCUGUGAGUACCUCAGGAUGUGGGGAGCAUCUUGUACGCACCAUACUGGCUAGAGAAUGUUCACACGCUUUACAAGCAGAAGAUGCUCACCAAGCUCUGUUGGAGACUAUGCAAAACAAGUUUAUCAGAACCAUGGACUUGAUUAUAAAGGUUGCUGCCAUCACAGAAUUGGGAGCUGCUGAGCUAUUCACAAUAGGUUCGCCUUUCCUGGCCAGUGAAGAUGGUGUGCUUGGAGGAGUGAUUGUUCUUCGAUCUUGCCGAUGUUCUGCAGAGCCCGACUCCUCCCAAAGCAAGCAGACACUUCUAGUGGAAUUUCUGUGGAGCCACACGACGGAGAGCAUGUGUGUUGGCUACAUGUCAGCCCAGGAUGGGAAAGCCAAGACUCACAUUUCCAGACUCCCUCCCGGCGCCGUGGCAGGACAGUCCGUGGCAAUCGAAGGUGGGGUUUGCCGCCUGGAGAGCCCAGUGAACUGAACCUCAGGCAGAGCA
Molecule: messenger RNA, 1446 nt
Organism: Molossus molossus (Pallas's mastiff bat)
Lineage: Eukaryota; Metazoa; Chordata; Mammalia; Chiroptera; Molossidae
Gene: TASP1
Product: taspase 1
Exons: 15
Coding region: 103-1431 (442 amino acids)
Biological process (GO): protein maturation
Molecular function (GO): threonine-type endopeptidase activity
Source: RefSeq, a predicted model, not a curated record